Molecule: messenger RNA, 1338 nt
Organism: Prunus armeniaca (apricot)
Lineage: Eukaryota; Viridiplantae; Streptophyta; Magnoliopsida; Rosales; Rosaceae
Source: the annotation of a GenBank genome assembly
AUGGAAGGGCAUUUAUCACAGGGAGGUAUGGUUCCUGGUGGGGCUUCCUAUGGUGGCCUUGAUUUAGAAGGAUCGAUGAGGGUUCAACAUCAAACCCAACACCCACACACCAUACACCAACACCAUCCUCAUCCUCGUCAAGGGUCCUUGGCCCAUCCAUCGAUUCACGAGGGUUUUCCUCUCAAAAUGGGAACCAUGCAUACUUGUGACCAAACCAUCUCCAUGAUGGAUUACAAUAAGGGAGAGAGGUCCAAGAACUCAGCAAGUGAUGAGGAUGAGCCGAGUUAUAUGGAGGAUGGUACUGAUGGCCAUGCUGAAGGAAAUAGAGGGAAGAAGGGAUCACCAUGGCAGCGUGUAAAGUGGACAGAUCAGAUGGUGAAGCUUCUAAUCACUGCUGUAUCUUAUAUAGGUGAGGAUGCAAGUUCUGAUUGUGGUAGUGGGGGAAGGAGGAAAUAUUCUACUCUACAGAAAAAGGGAAAGUGGAAAUCUGUUUCCAAGGUCAUGGCAGAAAGAGGUUUUCAUGUUUCUCCGCAGCAGUGUGAGGAUAAAUUCAAUGACCUGAACAAAAGGUAUAAGAAACUUAACGACAUGCUUGGGAGGGGCACGUCUUGCCAGGUUGUUGAGAACCAGGCACUUUUGGAUGUGAUAGAUUACCUAACAGAGAAAGAAAAAGAUGAUGUUAGGAAAAUAUUAAGCUCAAAGCACCUAUUUUAUGAGGAGAUGUGUUCUUACCAUAAUGGGAAUCGUUUGCAUCUGCCUCAUGAUCCAGCAUUGCAGAAAUCCUUACAGCGGGCUCUUAGAAGAGAUGAGCAUGACAAUGAUGAUCCGAGAAGGCACCACCAUGAUGAUCUUGACGAAGAUGAUCAGGAUAUGGAAACUGAUGAGCAUGAAGACUUUGAGGAAAAUAAUGCUUCACAUGGAGAUAACAGGGGAAUAUAUGUUUUAGAAGACUCUGUAAAGAGGUUGAGACAAGGCCAGGGCCGUGAAGAAUUUAACUAUGGUAGUUCAUUGAAUCCCCAGGACUGUAACAAGAGUUCUUAUUGUCAUCCACCUAUUCCCCAAGCUGAUAUGAAUCAAGUCUUACCUGAUGGCACAAAAGCUGCCUGGCUACAGAAGCAAUGGAUUGAAUCUCGAUCUCUUCAGUUAGAAGAACAGAAGCUGCAAAUUCAAGUUGAGAUGUUAGAAUUGGAGAAACAGCAUUUCAAGUGGCAAAGAUUUAGUAAGAAAAGGGACCGUGAAUUGGAAAAGCUGAGGAUGGAAAAUGAGAGGAUGAAGCUUGAGAAUGAGCGCAUGGCAUUGGAAUUGAAACGGAAGGAAAUGGGGGCUGGAUUUAGUUAA